AUGGCAGCGCGAUCCCGGAGACCCUGGCUGAGCGUGGUGCUAGGGCUGGUGCUGGGUUUCACCGCCGCCUCCUGGCUCAUCGCCCCUAGAGUGGCCGAGCUCAGCGAGAAGAAGCGGCGCGGCGCCAGCCUCUGCUCCUACUACGGCCGUGCAGCGGGGCCGGGGGCGGCCCGGGGCGCGGCGGCGGCGGGCGGGCAGCAGGCGCCGCCGGGGGCAGCGGCGGUGCUGGGCGGCACGAGUUUCAGGAGCAGCCCCUGGGAGCUGCCGCCGGCGGCGGCGGAGGGCACGGUCUCCAGCCCCGCUGCCGGCGGGGAAGGGGAACCGGAGGAGGAGGACGAGGGCGGCGAGAAGCGGAGCGGCCGGCCUGGCGGCAGCCACAACGGGAGCGGGGACUGGGGGGGAGCCCAGGGCUGCACCAAGCCCCGCAACUUCCUCUACGUGGGGGUGAUGACGGCCCAGAAGUACCUGGGCAGUCGGGCGGUGGCGGCGCAGCGGACGUGGGCGCCCUCGGUGCCGGGCCGCGUGGAGUUCUUCUCCAGCCAGGGCUCCGCCGCGCCCCCCGGGAUGCCCCCACUGCCCGUCGUCGCCCUGCCAGGAGUGGACGACUCUUACCCGCCGCAGAAGAAGUCCUUCAUGAUGAUCAAGUACAUGCACGACCACUACCUGGACAAGUACGAGUGGUUCAUGCGGGCGGACGACGACGUCUACAUAAAAGGUGAAAAAUUGGAGGAGUUUCUUCGCUCACUGAACAGCAGUAAACCGCUGUAUUUGGGGCAGACUGGUCUGGGUAAUAUUGAAGAACUCGGAAAACUGGGGCUGGAGCCUGGAGAAAAUUUCUGCAUGGGAGGGCCAGGAAUGAUCUUCAGCCGGGAAGUUCUCCGGAGGAUGGUGCCACAUAUAGGUGAAUGCCUUCGAGAAAUGUACACCACUCAUGAGGAUGUAGAAGUGGGCAGGUGUGUCCGGAGGUUUGGAGGAACUCAGUGUGUUUGGUCCUAUGAGAUGCAGCAAUUGUUCCAUGAAAACUAUGAACACAACCGCAAGGGUUACAUUCAAGAUCUUCACAACAGCAAGAUCCACACAGCCAUAACACUUCAUCCAAACAAAAGACCAGCCUACCAAUACAGGCUGCACAAUUACAUACUGAGUCGCAAAAUUUCCGAACUGCGCCAUCGGACCAUCCAGCUCCAUCGAGAAAGUGUUCUGAUGAGCAAGCUCAGUAACACUGAAGUAAAUAAGGAAGAUCAGCAACUGGGAGUGGUGCCGUCUUUCAAUAAUUUCCAGCCACAUGAAAGGGAUGAAGUCAUCGAGUGGGAGUUCCUGACAGGAAAGUUUCUUUACUCAAUGGUGGACAACCAGCCACCCCGGCAGAGCCUGAGCAGCGUCCUGCGGGCUGCGCUGGAUGAUACUGUGAUGCAAGUCAUGGAAAUGAUAAAUGAGAACUCCAGAUCUAGAGGAAGGCUCAUUGAUUUCAAGGAAAUACAGUAUGGAUACCGCAGGGUAGACCCUCUGCAUGGAGUAGAGUACAUCCUGGAUUUACUGCUUUUGUACAAAAGGCACAAAGGAAGGAAAGUUACAGUUCCAGUGAGACGCCAUGCUUACCUUCAGCAAUUGUUUAGCAAACCUUUCUUCAAAGAAGCAGAGGAGCUGGAUGUAAAAAGCUUGCUGGAGGACGCCAACACUGACACUCAAUCUUUCUCUUUCCUUUCAAAUUCUUUAAAGAUUUUUUCCUCAUCAUUCCAAGGCACCAAAGACGUUCGGGGACACAGUGACAAGAAAAUACAUAUUCUUGUCCCUAUCACAGGAAGAUUUGAUACUUUCUCAAGAUUCAUGGAUAAUUUUGAGAAGACUUGUCUGAUUCCCAAGCAGAAUGUAAAGUUGGCAAUAAUUCUCUUCAGUUCUGAAUCAGGCCAAGACUCUAGCAAACACAUAGAACUAAUGAAAGAAUACAGCAUUAAGUAUCCCAAGGCAGAUAUGACCCUGAUUCCAAUGUCAGGAAAGUUUUCUAGAGGUUUAGGUCUUGAGAUGGCCUCGUCUCAGUUUGACAAUGACACUUUGCUGCUGUUCUGUGAUGUUGAUCUGGUAUUCACAUCAGACUUCCUCCAGCGAUGCAGAGAUAACACUAUUCAGGGAGAACAGGUUUACUACCCUAUCAUAUUCAGCCAGUAUGAUCCAAAAGUAAUAUAUGGAGGCAACCCUCCCCCUGACAGUAGUUUUGUUUUCUCAAAAAGAACUGGAUUUUGGAGGGAGUAUGGAUUUGGAAUUACCUGUAUUUACAAAAGUGAUCUACUUACUGCUGGUGGAUUUGAUACCUCGAUUCAAGGCUGGGGACUUGAGGAUGUAGAUCUCUUUACUAAAGUGAUAACAUCUGGCUUGAAGGCUUUCAGAAGUCAGGAAGUAGGAGUUGUCCAUGUUUUUCAUCCUGUUCAGUGUGACCCCAAUUUAGAUCCAAAACAAUAUAAAAUGUGCUUAGGGUCCAAAGCAAGUACAUUUGCCUCUACCAUGCAGCUCGCUGGACUCUGGCUACAGAAACAUUUGGGUGUCAGAUACAAUUGGACUCUCUCCUGACAACUCAGCCUAUUUGGCCUUUUUAGGGGAGUUUACCUCAUUGCUAUUAUUUGAUUUUGCUGUUGUAGUUUUAAACUCCCUCCUCGUAGUCUUCCAAAGACUGUUGACCUCAAAUGGGAUGACUCUGCUGUUCACUGAUGUUUCUUAUACCUACUGAACUAGUGAGGUGAAUUUCUUCAUAUUUCCUUUAUUUGAAAAUCAGUCUAGUCAUGGAAAUCAUACAAGCCCAUGGAGCAUAUUCAUCACAUGAGACUGUAUUAGAAGAAUGUUGUCUUUCAGCUUUUGGAUUCAGUAUCAUCUUUGUUGCAUUUCUCAGAUUUGAUGUGAUACAAAUAUUUACUGGUGAAGGUACCACAAAAGUGCUUUAUGCUUCUUCUGGGGAUGGAACUCUCUAAGAUAAACUUGAGUUUUAUAAUUUAUAUGAGGACUUAUAUGUAUAAACGCUACUUUUCUUCAUCUUUAGAAUUUUUAAAGUAAAUGAAUAACUAUAAUUGUACCUUUAUUUUUUAAAAUAAGAGUAAAGCUGAGGAGCUACUUGCAAAUGCAACUGGUACUGGCUACCAAGGUCCUUAAAUGUCUUAUUAUUAAAAGAAACUCCUCACUGUUAUUCAGUCAAAGUGUAAAUGACUUUAUUUUCACAACAAAAAGGAUUUAAUCAAAUGCUCAUGUACACUUUGAAGAUUUUUGAGCCAACAUCCUUCAUUUGCAGGCAAGAAGAAACUAUGACUCAACAUGGUCAUUUAAUAUAAAGUGCAAGCAUACAGUGUUCUUACUUUGAAACACAUACUAUAAGUUGCUCUUUCUCUUUUUAGAAUGAGUCUCUAAUGCAUAAUUUUCUUUUACAUUCCUUUCAUAAGGCUGCACUUCAGUGUUAAAAGUUAAAGCUCUAUUUUUUGUUUUACAUUUUUCAUGAAUAUUGGUAUUUGGUAGCAACUUGUUGUUAAAAUUAAAGUAACUGUAGAAUAGUUAUUUAAGUUUCAAAAUUUACUAUUGCUGGUCAAAGUUCCUUGCCAAUAUAUUUAUAUUAGUGGAGGUUAUAAGACUGUGUUCAGAUUUAUCUCUCCAAACAGCCUGAAGCUGUCAUAUUGUGGAUUCAUGAAGUAUUUAAAGUAAUACAAACAGGAGAAAUA
Molecule: messenger RNA, 3695 nt
Organism: Pseudopodoces humilis (Tibetan ground-tit)
Lineage: Eukaryota; Metazoa; Chordata; Aves; Passeriformes; Paridae
Gene: CHSY3
Product: chondroitin sulfate synthase 3
Cellular component (GO): Golgi cisterna membrane
Molecular function (GO): glucuronosyl-N-acetylgalactosaminyl-proteoglycan 4-beta-N-acetylgalactosaminyltransferase activity
Source: RefSeq, a predicted model, not a curated record